AAUUCUUGUAUCCCGUAUGUCAUAUUGUAUAGUCAUCAAAAAAACAAAAAGGAAAAAAAAUUAUUUAGUUGCUUCGUUUCUUUCAUUACUUUUGCUUUGCUUCAUAUAUUGGAUUGUCUGAACCUGUAAUCACUUAAAAGCAAAGAGAUUUUGCUUUUUUUGUUAUCUGUACACAUCCAGCAAGGAAAAACAAUCUUACUUUCAUUGGUCAGUCUUUCCUCUUUUCCUUUGUCUUUGAUAUUGCUAAGUUUAAGCAUCAUCCUUGGUUACUAUUAAAAAAAAAAAAAAAAAAAAAAAAAAAAAGGGAAAGUAGAGAAUGGAAAUCUGCUUUUCAGUUCUUGGAAAACUCGCAGAGUACACAGUAGCACCAGUUCUGCGACAGUUUAGCUAUCUGAUUCACUGUGAGAGCAACAUUAAGAAUCUCACCAGCCAGGCUGGGAGGCUGGCCGACAAAAGAGAUGGGAUACAGCUAGCUGUGGUUGUGGCGACCAGAAACUUAGAGACUAUUGCUCCUGAAGUUGAGUCCUGGCUGCAUGAUGUUAACAAUACCAUACAGGACAAGGAGACGUGUUUUGAGGAAGAAACUGUAGCAAAGGCAACAUGCUCUAAUGGAUGGUUUCCAAAUUUGAAGUAUCGUCAUUCCUUGAGUAGGAAAGCUAAGAAGAUGACUGUGAUUGUUGAUAAGCUCCUUGGAGACGGGAGUUUCGCAGUCAUAUCUUACCCACCUCCUCCCCCAGAGAUAUUUCCAUUUCCAAACAAAAAACAUUCCGAGUAUGUUGAUAAGGCUUUGGCCAAGCCCCAUGAAGGGGCAAGCUCCUCAGGAACCUCCAACCCUGCUCCUCCAUCACUUAUGAAACUAUCUGAGAAUUUGGAAUACAGAUUACCUUAUACGAAAGAGGUCAUGAAUGCUUUGCAUAAUGAUGAUAUCAACAUGAUUGGCAUUUGCGGGAUAAUCAAAGGAGGAGAUACGGUGACAGCAAAAGAAUUCAUCCAGAUAGUAAAACACCAAGAUAUAUUUGAGGAGGUUGUGAUGGCAGUUGUGUCCCAUGAUCCAGACUUGAAGCGGAUACAAGUCGAAAUUGGAGAUAUGCUAGGGCUGAAUUUGGAAACUAUGAAUUUGAUUGAAGGAGCAGAGAUGCUUCAUGCUAGAAUGUCUAGCGAUACAGAGAGGUUCCUUGUUGUAUUGGCUGAUGUUUGGAAAAUACUUGAUUUGGAAGCAGUUGGAAUCCCUCAUGGUGAAAGUAACCAAGGAUGCAAGAUCAUAUUUUUGUCAAGACUGCCGAAUGUAUUUAGUGAGUUGAGAACUCAGAGUAAUUUCAAACUGUUAUUGGCAUCUAUAUCCUUUGAAGGACCCAUGGAUUUUGAAUCAAGAAAUUCAGUCCUUACAGAAGUAAUGAAUGCUCUCACCGAUGACCAAAUAAACCCAAUUGUAAUAUGCGGAAUGCCUGGUAUAGGCAAGACAACCUUGGUGAAAGAAGUUGGUAAAAAGGCAAAAGAAGGUGGCCUAUUCGAUGAGGUUGCAAUGGCUGUUAUGACCCAGAAUCCUGACUUGAGUCAUAUUCAACAUGAAAUUGCAGAUUUUCUGGGUUUGAAACUUAUUGAACAGAGUUUAUCUGGAAGAGCAUAUAAGUUACUUGAAAGAUUAUCGGGUGGUAAGAGGGUUCUUGUAAUAUUAGACAAUGUUUGGACACCAGUAGAUUUGGAAGCAUUAGGUAUUCCACUUUGUUGCAAAAUUCUGGUAUCAUCACGAAGCCAAGAUAUAAUAUUCAAGAAGAUGACAACCAAAAAGAACUUUUCUCUUGGUGUUUUGGAAGAAUCAGAAGCAUGGUGUCUGUUUAAGGAGACGGCAGGCGAUUCCAUUGAAUCUCCAGAGCUACAUUCUGUAGCACAUCAGGUUCUGAGCGAGUGUGCUGGUUUGCCAAUUGCAAUUUCUACUGUUGGAAGGGCACUGCAACAUAAAAGCAAGCCAAUGUGGAAUGAUGCGGUUAGACAACUAAGAAAGGCUUGUCCGAAGAACAUUCCAGGAGUGAUACAAGAAGUGUAUGGGAAAAUAAAGUUGAGUUACAAAUGUUUAAGUAGCAAGGAAGCCAAAUCAUGUUUUUUACUGUGUUGCCUAUAUCCAGAAAGUGGUAAUAUACUGGUUGAAGAUUUGGUUAGGUAUGGAGUUGGGCUUGGGUUCUUUAACAGCAUUGAUUCAAUGGAAGAAGGAAGAAACAGUGUAGAAACAUUGAUUGACAUACUCAAGAGGUGUUUUUUGUUGUUAGACAGCAACAAGAAAGGGUGCGUUAGAAUGCAUGAUGUGGUCCGCGAUGUUGCCCUAUUCAUAUUCUCUAAGGGUCGUAAAAAGAGUUUUUUGUUAAGAUGUGAAGUGGAACUGAAGGGUUGGCGUAAGAUUAAUGGUGCUUCCAAGCAGUACAUGUGCAGUACACUGAUAAACAAUCAAACUCAUCAGCUUACUGUGCUUUUAUUAUUGUCAAGCAUGGAUAAAUUGUCUUUGGAACCACCAUCCACUAUAUUUGAAGGAAUGGGAGAUCUUAAGGUUUUAGGCAUGAGGAGCACAGUUGUUUCGCCAAUACUGCCAUCGCUUCCACUUUUAAGAAACCUUCAAACGUUGUCUCUGGAGCAUUGCAAUUUUAACAACGAUCAUGUCAAGAUACUCAACAGUGUCCUCAGAAAGCUACGGACACUGAUGAUACUCAGCUUUCGUGGCUCUUGCAUCAAAGAAUUACCUGAUGAACUUAAAAAUUUGUCGAAGCUAAGGUUGCUAGAUUUGACAGGAUGUAGUGGUCUUGAGAUGAUUUCACCAGGUGUCAUUUCUAGCUUAACCCAACUAGAGGAAUUAUACAUGUGGAAUAGCUUUGACAAAUGGGUGGUCCUAAGAGAUGAACAUGUCUCAGAAGCCCAACUAGUGUCCAUGCAACUGAUGCAAGAGAAUCCACAUCAAAUGCCAGAGGAGCCGGUGAACAUCUUUGAGUCAACUAGUUUUGAGGAACAUAGAAAAGUAAACACUAAUGCAAAACUUUCAGAGCUACUUUCCUUGAGCUGUUUGACUAGUUUAGAAGCUGCUUUUCCACCAACUAAAACUAUGCAAAGCAGUGUGGCAUUUCAUAAGCUUGAAAGAUUUAAAAUCUCUAUAGAAUCCAUGGCCGAUAAGGAAAGAAGAUUGGAUGUAAGCCCUUCUGAGAACUACUUGAGACUUCAUGAUCUUGAUGGAAUAAUGGAUGAGGAAAGAAGAUUGGAUGUAAGCCCUUCUGAGAACUACUUGAGAAUUCAUGAUCUUGAUGGAAACUCUCUUGUGGGAAGUGCAAUCUCUGUGUUACUGAAGAAUACCAACACACUAGAUCUGAAAAUGAAAAAUCUCGAGGAUGCUUUCAAUUUCUUAGAUAGAGACUGUUUUGCAAACUUGAAGUCUCUAACACUGCAAGAUUGUAAGGCUAUGGAAUAUCUCAUUGACAUGACGGAUAUAGUUCCACUUCCACGUAAUGGAGUGCUUCCGGUCUUAGAUUCGCUGAAUAUCCGAAGUGCAGAUAAGAUGAAGGAGAUAUGUCAUGGUCAGCUUCCAAUGAGGUCAUUUGAAAAACUAAUCCAGAUAUCUUUAAGCAAUCUGUCUCAGUUGACACAUGUAUGGAAGAUAGAAGCUCAGUUUGAAUGCCUGGGAAAUCUAAGACGUGUCAUUGUGAAAUCCUGUUCAGCUUUGAAGUUUGUCUUCCUGUUGUCUACUGGUAAUGAUCUUAAGCAACUUGAAGAACUAGAGAUUGCAUCUUGCCCGUCCUUGGAAGAUAUUUUUACCUUGGAAGGAUCAGGACAUCAGAUCAAGUGCCUGAAUUUGAUACGAUUGCGUCUUGAAGAUCUAGGGCUUAAGGUAAGCAAAAACACAUGCAUGAUGAACUUCCCUCAACUAGUCACCUUGGAGCUCGAGUUCCUACCAGAACUCAUCAGUCUCUAUCCGAGUCAUUUGGCUUCAAAACACAGCUCUAAUGCCACUAAUGUUCUAUUUGAUCCCAAGGUUAAACCUUUUCGUGAGCUACGGUAUAUGGUGGUGAGAAGAUGUAACAAUCUACUUGGUGUUUUCUCAUCCAGUGUGGUGCAAAACUUACAGAAUCUUGAACAACUUGAAGUAAGGUCUUGUGACUCACUGGAAACAGUAUUUGAGCUUGAAGGUUUAGAAAUGAAAGAAAAGGAUGGUGUUACUGCAACACUAUUGUCUUGCUUGGAGAGACUGGAGUUGGGUAAUCUACCCAAGUUGGCAUACUUGUGGAAGCCACCUCAAAACAUUCUGGCAUUUCAAAACUUAACAAUGCUCUAUGUUUUGCGGUGCAACAGAUUGGAAUAUGUGUUCCCGCUCUUCAUAGUGGAAGGUCUAGUGAAACUAGUAGCCAUGUAUAUCAGAGAUUGCCCUCAGAUAGUAGACAUCUUUGCAAAAACUGAAGAACAUGGCGAUGAAGAGAAAACAAAUGAAAUUGUUAUUCCUCAGGUAAGAACUCUCCAUCUUGCCGAUUUACGUAGACUCAAAAGAUUUUGUCCUGUUCUAUGCACUGUUGACUGCCCAUCAUUGAAAACGCUGGCGCUCACCAACUGCGGUUACCUGGAGACAUUUGUUCCACCGGUCGUAGCCACAGGAAGUGACCUGAUCUACCUUUUUGGUGAACAGGUUGACUUUCCAGUUUUGGAGACACUAGAACUUCGUUACAUGUGCCACUUCAAAGAGAUAUGGAAGAACAAACUUCCACCCCACUCCUUUUGUGAACUAACAGAUCUAAACGUGUCCAAUUGUACGGAAUUAUUGCAUUUGGUGCCAAUGUUCAUGCAAAACAGGUUGGCGAAACUAGAGAAGUUAAAUGUCAGUGACUGCAGGUCACUAGAAGAGAUUUUUGAAUUGAGAAAUGCAUCUGCCGAUGAAGGGGAAGCUGUAAUCAUUUCACAGCCAGGGGAAACAUCUUCAAUUUCCCAACCUGAACGAAUAAUAAACCAGAUGGAUUACAGACUAACCCGAGGCUUUCCAAAUUUGACAUCAAUAAAGGGUUCUGGUUGUAACAAUUUGAGAAAUCUGCUCUCUCUCUCCAUUGCCAGAGGUCUGGUGAAGCUCAAAAAUCUAUCCAUAGAUCACUGCCAGAAGAUGGAAGAAAUCAUAGCAGCAGAUGGCGAGGAAACAGAGGACACGGUUGUUUUCCCAAUCCUGGAGACACUAGAAAUUCACGACAUGGACAACUUCAAGGAGAUAUUCAGCAAACAAUUUUCACACAAUUCCUUCUGUAAACUAAGAGUACUCAGGGUGUCCUAUUGUAACAAGUUAGAGCGUUUGCUUCCAAUUUAUAUGCAAAAUGGAUUGCAGAAACUGGAGAACUUGACUGUGGAAUAUUGUUCAUUACUAGAAGAGAUUUUUGAAUAUAGUCAGUCGACUGGCAAUGAGCAUGCUGUCGUAGUAUCCCAAUCUGUAGGGAUACAGAGUCAUCCAGGCUUUCAGAGUCUAACUUCUAUAGAAAUCACAGAAUGUGACAGACUGAGAAUUCUGCUCUCACCUCGCAUUGCCAGAGGUCUUAAGAAUCUCAAAACUAUAGAUAUAAGCCUUUGCAAGGAGUUGGAAGAGAUAGUAACAAAGGAGGUUGAAGAAACGGAUAUGAGAAACAUUCUCCCUCAGCUAACUUGUUUGAAACUUGUCCGUCUAUAUAAUCUCAGUAGUUUUUCCCAAGGCAAAUAUGCUUUAGAAUGGCCUUUAAUGGAAUUGAUACUGAUCAGGAUGUGCACCAAGAUGAAAAAAUUCUGUUUUGGCUCCCUCAGCACACCAAGGGAAGUGGAAUUAAGUAUCAGUGAAUACAUUGAUGUGAAUCUUCGGUGGGAGCUCGAAAACAGUAGGAAACAAAGCUGAUCAGAUUUGGAAUACAUUCGUGGGUGUGCAGGAGUGAAUGCAGGGAGAAGUUUGGUACAGAUUGGGAUACAGUUGUGUUGAUUGCCACAUUUUCGGCUGCAGCAGAAACCAUGUAGAGCAGAGACGAUAUACAGUUUUGGUGAAUACAUUUGUUCAGGCCUUGUAACAGCACUCUGGGUAUCUGGAGAAAAAAAAAAACAAAAAAAAGAGUUUUCAGUGAGAUUGAUAGCUUUGUGAGAGGAGUGAUGGUUGCCUAGUGAAAAACAAAAAAAAAAAACAAAAAAAGAGUGUUCAGUGAGAUUGAUAGCUUUGUGAGAGGAGUGAUGGUUGCCUAGUGAAAAACAAAAAACAAAAAACAAAAAAAGAGUGUUCAGUGUGAUUGAUAGCUUUGUGAGAGGAGUGAUGGUUGCCUAGUGAAAAAAAAAAAAAAAAAAAAAAGACAGACUUUGGUAAGAUUGUUACUUUGUCUGAUAAAAAAAAUCAAAAAAGAAACAGAAAGAGUGAUUAGUUGUUUUAAUCUGCUGGAUUGAAAGCCUGUCAGUUUGGGUGAAUUUCAGGAUUCUCUCAAGAAUUUGGGUGAGAGUAGGUAGUUGUGUGAGGAAGAACCAAAAAGUUCUUCAUUAUAGAUUCUUUUGCUUGUUUGUUUCAAUAAUUUAGA
This is a messenger RNA of Rosa rugosa (rugosa rose), 6524 nucleotides long. RefSeq lists its product as uncharacterized. The record is from RefSeq and is a predicted model, not a curated record. The transcript has 5 exons. NCBI's taxonomy places the organism in Eukaryota, Viridiplantae, Streptophyta, Magnoliopsida, Rosales, Rosaceae. The coding region runs from base 317 to 5866 and encodes 1849 amino acids. Gene Ontology annotation, molecular function: ADP binding.